Molecule: messenger RNA, 2580 nt
Organism: Xenopus laevis (African clawed frog)
Lineage: Eukaryota; Metazoa; Chordata; Amphibia; Anura; Pipidae
Gene: tcaim.L
Product: T cell activation inhibitor, mitochondrial L homeolog
Exons: 11
Coding region: 167-1642 (491 amino acids)
Cellular component (GO): mitochondrion
Source: RefSeq, a predicted model, not a curated record
AGCUACAACCAAUCGCCGCGGUUAGAUUGUGACAGAUGGCAAUCGAGCGUUCGGCAAUCUACUAUUUGGGACUGGAGAAUUGCUUGGUAGAUGAUUCGGCCUUCCUGUCCUUUGCAUUCUGGUACUCGUUUGAUUACUGCAUGUUGGUCUUCACAGCAAAAUUGUCAUGUUUGGCUGCUGCAGAGCCACAAACAGACUUCCUUGGGGGUCUCUGCUACAGAAAUUUGUUUUUCAAGCCAGGCCGCUCUCGGGUGCAGAUGCAGUAACUGCUCUAAGGCCUUUUUAUUUUGCAGUCCACCCAGAUUUUUUUGGGCAGCAUCCAAUGGAAAGAGAAGUAAAUGAAAAUUCCCUCAAAAGAUUAAAUGGCUACUUAACAAGUCUUCAGAAACCCAGUCAGAAGUCUCACAAACCAGCGCAGCUCACGUUUUAUGUCCGAGAAACUGAGCCAAACACCAUGAAUGAUCCAGACACAAUUAAAACCACAGGAUUCCGGACCGUACAUUUUACUUUGCAAACAAGGGACUUGCUAAGCACAGUGUUGGAUAUUCUGAAUUCAUGCAGCUUAUCUACUGCACAUGUGAAUACUUCAGAAGUAGGUAUGGAGUCAAAGCCUCACAUGGGAACAAAAACAGCAUUUGACAGGCCCAUAAAAUGGGACAAGACAUAUUAUUCAUUUACUGGUUUCAAGGACCCUGAAGAAGAGCUGGAGCAAGCCCAAAGAGUAGAGACAACAAUUAUUCCCUGGUUAGAAAACAAUCAGUCACUGGCUAACAAGAAGUUGACAAAAAGUUUUCCAUUACGGGAGGAGCUAGAGCGGUUAAAGAAUGAACUGGCUGAUCAACUCCAACUCUCUGAUAUCCGAUGGCAGAGAAGCUGGGGUGUUGCUCAUCGUUGCAGCCAACUGCAUAGUUUAAGUCGUUUAAUUCAGCAGAAUCCUGAAACUCUAAAGAUGGCGAAAGGUCGCACAUUACUGUUUACUGACGAAACUGGCAUGAACGCUUCUGGUCAUGUGAUGUUGGGAACCAUGGAUGUACAUCACCAAUGGGCAAAGCUCUUCGAAAGAUUGUCCAGCUAUACCUACCUUGAGAGGAAGCUAUUGCACCUUCAGGACAGGAUCAGCCAUCUACUAGGAGGAAUUGAAAUAGUGCAUAUUGAGGAGCAACAGUCACUUUUAACAAUAGAAGAAUACUACAGAAUGCUAGAAACAUUUUACAACAAACUGCUGAGUAGCAGAAUGCCAAUCCAUCCCCGCAGCCUUCGCUGCCUGAAGAUGAUACUUCAGAGUGAUCGAUUUGCACCUCGAUUGCAUGAGAUGGGACAUUAUAUCAUCCCAACUCUUUGCGAUCCUGCUUCAUUACAGUGGUUUCUUUUGACUCACUCGCAACAAGCAAGGGAAAAUCUGAAAAGAAAAGAAGAGUUAACAUUUGUGGAGCAGGAACUUACCACAUUAUGUAAAGACAGAUCCUCCCUGAGCAGGUUGUACAAGGAGCCCAGUAUUUCUUGUGUGCAGAUGAUUGAUUGUUGUAAAAGGUUGACAGAGGAACCUUUAUUAUGCUUGACAGGCAUGCAUCUGUGCAUCUCCCAUUACUACUCUGUGCUGCAGGAUGGAGACUUAUGUAUUCCCUGGAAUUGGAAGAGGUGAAUCACAAAGCAUUCUUCUACCACUGGGAAUCACCUUUGCACAAGGGAUUUGUCCACAAAUGUAGGGUUUAGCAAAUAUCUGGUAUCAAUAUAGUGGAAUAGCAGUGGAACUGAGAAUGUUCCAACUGAAAAUUUCGAGUUAUAUGUGGUCUGGAUGUUUUAAUCUUCAUAUAGAAGAGUUUUGCUCAUAAAGUUCCAUUCAGUGCAUAUAAGGGCAAAGUUGCAUGUGACAAAUGCUGGAUGUUUACUGCAAUCCAAUGCAAAAUUCUUGCCUUUUCACUGGGAUAAAGCAAGAAGUGCAGCGACAGCUAGCAAUUCAUUUUUGGAAAGUUCGAAAUUUACUGGGGUAUUAGUAUUUAUUUUUGGAACUGGGAGCACACAUUUAAUGGUACUGUUACAAACUUCCACUGUAACAUUGCUUUCUGCUUGUAUUUUUUUAAUUAAAUUUAAAAUGAGAAAAAAUAUUUGUACAGUUCUGAUAUGUGUGUAAAUAUGUCUCCAGGCCAUUGCGAAAAAAUUGGAAAUAUUUUCAAUGGAUACCACAGCUAUAUUUUAAUAGCAUAAUGGAAAUACUACUGCAUCAAAAUGUAAUUAAUUCUGUAACCCUUCAAGCAAAGGAGACCUAUCUAAAUCUAAUCAGUUUAUCAUUUAUGAAAUAAUCAAGUUAAUCACCAAUAUCCCCAACUCUACAUGCAGAUUGCUAAGUAAUGGUACAGAAUUUAUUCAAUGUCAUUGAUUAUAUGUGGAAAUUUCUUAUUCCAUGAAAUAAGAGUAUAUUACAUUUCAUUUUCACAUUAGUUCCCCUUUAAACUAAGGAUUCUUAGCCUAAGGAGCAGGACACAAGUAUGGGUCCCUGUGCUGAUUAGAUUUAGUCUCCAUGAUCCCCAUUAAAUAAUGUGAUUUUUUUUUCCCAGCAAAUAAAGAUUGUUAUUAAAAUAA